Messenger RNA from Tigriopus californicus, 1381 nucleotides. RefSeq names its product guanine nucleotide-binding protein G(i) subunit alpha-1-like. Lineage: Eukaryota; Metazoa; Arthropoda; Copepoda; Harpacticoida; Harpacticidae. The record is from RefSeq and is a predicted model, not a curated record. Gene Ontology annotation, molecular function: GTP binding; G protein-coupled receptor binding; G-protein beta/gamma-subunit complex binding. The coding region runs from base 264 to 1370 and encodes 368 amino acids. Gene Ontology annotation, cellular component: heterotrimeric G-protein complex. The transcript has 3 exons. Gene Ontology annotation, biological process: adenylate cyclase-modulating G protein-coupled receptor signaling pathway.
UUCGAGCAGGUUUGAGCUCCUAGCACAGUGCUCUUAAUUUAUCCAGAUAAAAAAUCAGUCAAUUUUUAUAACCUAAGUACGAAUAUUUCUUUUUUCAUUAACUUAGGACAUAAGAACAGAGUGUGGCUGGUGGAGGAAACAAUUUCUUGGAAAGGCAGGUAUUUUUUGGGUAGUAAAACAAAUUUGAGUGCUUAGUCGCUUGUUCAGUGUUUCAGUGAUCCCAGUCGUGAUUAUGGAUCUUGCCCAAAGACAGUGGUGAAGCCAUGGGAUGCCGACCGAGUCAUCAUCAUGUGCCACUGAUUAUCCAGGAGCGUUACGGAGCCUACAAGGAUCGCCUCCAAUCGAAACGGAUCGACCGCGCGCUUUACAAGAUCGGACAAGAGGAUGCACGAAAGUUGAAAUUGCUGCUCCUGGGGGCUGGAGAAUGCGGGAAAUCCACGUUACUUAAACAAGUUCGAAUCCUGCACAAGCACGGAUACAGCACACAUGAGCGAUUUGAGUUUGCUUACACGAUUCGCAUGAGCUUGGCCAAGAACCUUUUGACCAUGAUCGACGCCAUGUCCAGGGUGAACAUGCCCAUCACCGAAAAAUCGGCUCGGGCCUCUGACCUGAUUCACGUCAAAACCUUUGAGGAUGUCAUCUCAUUGGAAGACAUGAAUGAAUAUGCUCUGAUCAAAUUGGGUGGGGCCAUGACUCGUCUUUGGAAUGACAAGGGUGUGUCUGCCGCCUUUGCCAAGAGCCACAUUUUCGGCGUGUCCGAUUCCAUCGGAUAUCUCAUGGACCGCUUACCCGCCAUCUUCAAUCCAAACUACGUUCCCACCGAUCAGGACAUCAUCCACUGCCGCGUCCAAACCACCGGCGUGGUCUCCAUAGAGUUCAACUACAGCGGACUCACCUUUGAGAUCUUUGACGUUGGCGGCCAACGCUCAGAACGGAAGAAGUGGAUCCAUUGCUUUGAGAACGUUUACGCCGUUCUGUUUGUGGCCGCACUCUCCGAUUACGAUCUGGCCAUGAACGAGGAUCCGGAUAAGAAUCGCAUGGACGACUCCUUGGGUCUCUUUGACCAGAUCUGCAACAAUCGCUGGUUCGAAGAAUGCUCCUUGAUUUUGUUUCUCAACAAGAAGGACGUCUUCCGCGAGAAGAUCCGCAGGGUUCCCAUUUCGAGAUGCUUUCCGGAGUACAAGGGCAAGCCCAAUUAUGAGGAGAGCUCGAACUUUAUUCGACAGCAAUUUGAGGGACAGAAUAAGUCGAAAAAAGACAUUUUCAGCCAUUUUACUUGCGCCACCGACUCGCAGAGUGUGAAAUUCAUUUUCGAUGCCGUCAUGACCAAUCUCAUAAUGAGCAACUUGAAGAAUGUCGGCCUGCAGUAGCGUGCUCAAGG